AUGAGCCAGAAGAAGAAACAAAAAGUAAGAAAAAUUAUUGGAAUAACAGAUGAAGAGAUAAAAAAAGAAAUAGAUUGUUUUAUGGCUGGGAAAGAAAUAGGUAAAUUAGAAAAUGAGGAAGCAUUGAGCACUUUUCUCAAGUCUUUUCUCAAUGUUUUUUAUUUUGCUGAAAAUCAACCACCUGGAAGUAAAGUUGGUCGAGUAGACGGUCAUUUUCCAUUUAAACAAAAUGGUGCGAUUGAGUAUUUUAGUGUAAAUGAGUUAUCAGGGGAAAUAUUCUCCAAAAAAAAUUUCUCAAUGAAAUAUUAUGAGCAUCAAGUAAAUGAAUAUUGUUUUAACUUUACUGUAUCAUCUGCAAGUAACAAAGAAUUAAUAGAAGUUUUUAUUUGGGUUUUUAGUGUUCCAUUAUUUUCUGAAUUCUCAUAUAGUAUUUAUAUGAAAGAAAACAGUAAAAUCAAUUCACUGACAAUGCUUAAAUUUUUAAAUAACACAAAUUUAAAAGUUAGAUAUAAAUCUGAAAACUUUGUUGAUAGGUUUCAAAUUGUGACCAAUGACAAGAAUGAGUUAUUUUUAAAGCUGUUGUUGCCACUGGAUUAUGAAAAACAGAAAUACUAUUUAAUAAAAAUCUCAGCAUGUGUCUCAUCAUUUUGCACUUUUUUAUUUGUAAAUUUAAAUGUUUUGGAUGAAAAUGAUAAUCUGCCAGAAUUUGACAAAAAAAAAUAUGACUUUGAAAUAUACGAAAAUACCACUGUAUCUGAAAAAGUUGGAUAUGUUCAUGCAUCCGACUUAGAUUCUGGGUCUAAUUCUCAGAUUAAAUAUAGUUUACAUGAAACUGCUGAUUUUUAUAUAAAUGAAACAAGCGGCGAUAUAUUUUUAAAAAAUUCUGUUGAUGCAGAGUCACGGGUUUUAUAUCAAGUGAUGUGUAUAGCAAGUGAUCAAGGAAAUCCUCCAAAGAUGUCAUCUGUUAUAUUAAAGUUUUCUAUUUUGGAUUGCAACGAUAAUCCUCCAUUAAUAGAUGUUAUUUUUACACUACUAGGAAUUUAUCAAAUAGUAGAAGGUGAGAUUAUUGGAUGGAAAAUAGCUUCUAUCUUAGUAAGUGAUCCUGACUCUAUGAAUAAAAAUUCGGUUUCUGAUAUAUUCAUUAAUGAUACUAAUUAUUUUGAACUACAUAAAGUAGAAAAUAAAUUUUCCUUGCUUACUAAAAAAGUUAUUGAUAGAGAAACAACUCCGUAUCUAUUUCUUUUGCUUAUAGCCAAAGAUAGCUUAUCAGCUCUUCUAUUUACUCAAAUGAAAAUUCAAAUUAAUGUCAGUGAUAUUAAUGAUAAUUCUCCUAAAUUUUCUCAACAAAUAUACAAUAUUUCAGUAAAAGAAUCUAUAGGUAUUGAAGAACUUAUUGUUAGGGUUUUUGCACAAGAUCUUGACUUUGGUGAAAAUGGAAAAGUGUCAUAUAAAAUUGAUUCUUCCAGUUUUUUAGGAGCUGAAUUUGUUAAGCUUGAUCAACAAAAUGGUAAAAUAGUUUUUGUUCAGAACGUCGAUUAUGAACUUUUUUCAAUAAUAAAGUUUCAAAUUUGUGCCUUUGAUCACGGAAUUCCUCAGCAUAGAUCCUAUGCAUUUGUACAAAUAAAUUUAAUUGAUGUAAAUGAUAACCCUCCGUAUUUUUCUCCAUUAUUAAUGGUUUUUAACAUAACAGAAAAUCAAGAAGUUGGAUCAUUUAUAGGCCAGGUUCAUGCUGAUGAUAUAGAUACAGUUGACUCACAGAAGAUUACUUACUAUUUGAACAGUAGUGUUAUACAGAUUGAUAAUAAUACAGGUAUUAUAACAUCACUAAAAAUGUUUGAUCGUGAAGAGAAAAGUUGCUAUGAAUUUGAAGUUAGUACAUUUGAUAGUGGAGGACUAUGCGGAAAAGGAACACUUUUUAUUAACAUUAUUGAUUUAAAUGACUGCUCUCCUAAAUUUGAAAGAGGUGUUUUCAAUGUAUCAAUCACUGAAAACUUUCCUCUUUAUGAAGUAGCAUUUUAUAUUACUGCUUAUGAUUUAGAUGAAGGUAGCAAUGCAUUACCAUCUUACUCGGCUAUCUUUGAAGAUGAUACAUUUUCUAUUGGCUCAACUACUGGGGGUGUUAUUUUAAAUCAUAGCUUGAAAAAACAUCCAAAACGCUUAUUUAAUUUCCAAGUUAGUGUGAAAGAUGCAGGAGGUUUUCCUGGAAUAAGUACAGCAAGAGUUUUACUUAAUAUAUUCCCUCCAAGUAUUUUGCCUCCAGUGUUUACUGAAAAUAAUUACAUUUUUAAUGUGGUAGAAAAUAAUCAAAUUGGUAAAGUUAUUGGAGUCUUGCAAGCUGUUAGACCACUAUCUCAAAGUGCUGCUUUUAUUAUUUUUGAAAUAGCUGAUGGCAAUAAUAGCUUCAGUAUUAAUUCUAUAUCAGGUUCUUUGUGGGCAAAUACAGUUUUAGAUUUUGAAAAAAAAGAGCAUUUCAUACUAGUUAAAGCAAUUGAUUCUUUAAAUAUAAGCUUGAUAAAUCUUACAAAAGUUCAAAUUAAUGUUUUAGAUCAAAAUGAUAAUCAACCAUGGUUUGUAAACAAAACUGAAAAUGUUUCUAUUUUAGAAGGUGUUCCAAUUGGUUAUAUAUUUUUCAAGUGCCAAGCAUUUGAUAAUGAUUUGGGUUUAAAUGGGUUAGUUAAAUAUAGCAUAACAAAUACUAGUGGGCCAAUCAAUGUCUCAAGUGAAAGUUGCAAUGUAUUUACUACUGGGACAAUAGAUUAUGAAUUGGUUAAAGAAUAUAUUGUUUAUAUAGAAGCAGUAGAUCAAAGUUCACCAUUUCAUAAAGCUACACUAUAUACACUACAGCUGAAAAUCCAAGUUCUAGAUACAAAUGAUAAUUUACCAAUAUUUUCUAAUUACUCAUAUGUAGUUCAUCUUGCUGAGAAUUUACCUUUAAACUCUCGGAUUAUUACAGUUCAUGCAACAGAUCAGGAUUCUGGUUUAAACGGAGAAUUGAUUUAUGAAUUAGUUAUGUUUAUGUUUAUCAUAAUGCCUCGUAAAUAUAACAAGCAUAGUGUUGGUAAACGUGCAUACAAUACUUGUUCUAAUACCAUUCUUUUGAAAGAGUGUAUGGGUGCAAUUAAUGAAGGUAUGUCUAUUCGUCAAGCCUCAAAAAGGUUUAGUAUACCAAGAAGCACUAUACAUAAUAAGAUGAAGUCAAAGCAUAAAAAAUGCAUUGGUGCACCAACCAAAUUUACUUAUGAUGAGGAGCAGUUGUUUCAUCUAGAAUCAAAGUUAUGUGCGAUUGGGGAUUUCCAUUAA
This is a messenger RNA of Hydra vulgaris (swiftwater hydra), 3300 nucleotides long. Its product is annotated as protocadherin Fat 3-like. Gene Ontology annotation, cellular component: plasma membrane. Lineage: Eukaryota; Metazoa; Cnidaria; Hydrozoa; Anthoathecata; Hydridae. The record is from RefSeq and is a predicted model, not a curated record. Gene Ontology annotation, molecular function: calcium ion binding; DNA binding. Gene Ontology annotation, biological process: homophilic cell-cell adhesion.